CAAAUUUAUAAACCGCUUUAUGGUUUUGCAGGCUAUACCUAUCAUGUAGCGAUCAUUUGUCUUUGUCCGCUUUUCAAACCAUUUGUACCCAGUUUCUCCACUGACAUGCGGAAAUAAGUCCUGCAUUUCUACAUUGUUGUCAUUCUUGGAAUUUAAAGAUUGUACCUUUUUUAGUCCAACAACAAAAUAUGGAGAGUUUGCUUUGUGAUGAAGUUUGGCUCAUGAGCCCUACUGGAGAUGAUCACAUGCAUUCAAAUAACGUGAUCAACAAUGAUGUUGGAAAUUCUAGUUUGUUUAACUCAAUCAAAGUAGAAUGUCAACAAGCUUUUGGGAUUUUAUUAGACAAGGAGAUGAGUUACAUGCCUAAAGAAGGUUAUGUGAAGCGCAUAAAAGAGAACUGUUUUAUUGAAAAUGCUAGGUUCAAAGCUAUUCACUGGCUUAUUAAGUCUCAAAGGCGAUGGAAUCUCUCAUUUGGAACUGUAUUUGGUGCCGCAAGUUACCUUGAUCGGUUUAUCUCUUUAAACAAAUGCCAGGGAUGGAGAUACUGGAUGUUUGAGUUACUCUCAAUUGCAUGUUUGUCCGUCGCCUCUAAAUUCCAUGAAACAAGCCCCCCUCAAUUGCUCAAAUUGCAGAUGGACGGUAUUGAACAUUUGUUUGAAUCAACAAUGAUCCAACGUAUGGAAUUGACAUUGUUGGAGGCUUUAGGAUGGAAAUUAAAUUCUACAACACCAUAUUCAUACGUUGAAUUGCUUCAAUGGAGUAUCAAUUCUCUCAAAUUAUCUGUCCUUCAAGAUUUUACUUCACGUGUCAAUGAGCUACUUCUUGGAAUUCUUUUAGAUGCUAAAUUCUUGGAGUUCAGGCCUAGUGUCAUUGCACAAUCUGCUGUUAACUGCAUUUCCGAAUAUAUGUCUCCGUUAAUAGAUGACUCUUGCUUCAAUCAUUUUACUAGACUCAUCCCUCAAGAUCAAAAGGAUGAUCUAAGCAAGUGUCAAAAAAUGAUGAAUAAACAAUUCUUGAUUGAGGAAUUUCAAGAGUUCGUGACAUGUGGAGGUUAUUAUUAUGGCCCUUCAAGUCCAGUGACUGUAUUGACAAUGGAGCAGCAUGACUUGUGUGAUUUCCAACUUCAUCAAUAUUGCUCUCUCUUCAAUAUUCCUCAAGGGGACAUCAGUUUCAUAUCUAACGUUAAUAAACGUAAAAGGAAUAAACAAGAGGACACUGAUGUCUAAUGUUGUCAGCUCCAAAAAUGUUGUUUGU
Lycium ferocissimum is the source of this 1254-nucleotide messenger RNA. Its product is annotated as putative cyclin-D7-1. Gene Ontology annotation, cellular component: cyclin-dependent protein kinase holoenzyme complex; cytoplasm; nucleus. Lineage: Eukaryota; Viridiplantae; Streptophyta; Magnoliopsida; Solanales; Solanaceae. Bases 189 to 1226 code for a protein of 345 amino acids. The transcript has 6 exons. Gene Ontology annotation, molecular function: cyclin-dependent protein serine/threonine kinase regulator activity. The record is from RefSeq and is a predicted model, not a curated record. Gene Ontology annotation, biological process: regulation of cyclin-dependent protein serine/threonine kinase activity; mitotic cell cycle phase transition.